CGCCGUUGAGAAGGCCCCUGCGCGCGGCGCGGCGUGGCGUGGCGUGGCGUGGCCCCAUACAUCUUCCCGGGCCCUUACUGCCGCGGGCGGCCGUGGGCCGCCGAGGAGAGUUCGCAUAAAGUUUUUGGGCUACAUAACCGAAAAUCUAGGGAUUCUGUCAGCUGAAACAACGGCUGGUUUUAAUGUUUUUAUGAUGUGGAAGAAGAGUAAUCUUUGAAGUUUGCCAAGUAAAAGUAUAUAUGGUCAAAGAUGAUGUUCACUCUCUAGAGUUCAUAGACUUGAAAAGCUGCAUAUAGGACAUCAUGAGUUUGUCCUCUCCAGUCAGCUGUGCUGUCAUGGAAGCUGAAUGCUUACAGAAGGCCAGAUGUGAGUCACGGUUACUACAAGAUAGCAGUGAAUCAGAAUUGGACACUGCUGAAGAUCUGAGGAAGAAACUCUGUCAAGCUAAAAAAGAAAAAUUGGAUUUAAUCAUUAAACACAAUCAAGAACUGUCCAACUAUGAAGGUCAGAUAGUCAAAUUACGUUUGGAAGUUGAGAAAGGAGAAGCUGUUCGACAAAGCCUGGAGUACGAAUUGGCAAUUGCCAGAAAAGAUGCCCGUCUGAAAAUGUAUGCUGCAGAAGAGGAGUUAAGUGAUGCAAAAACCAAACUUGUGGAAUUGCAAGUUUUGAAUGAAAAGCUGCAGCAGAAAGUGGCAGAGACUGAGAAAACUUUUCAUAUUGCUCAGCAGAGGUGGAAAGAACAACAGCAAAGGCUUGUAAGUGAAAAGGAUGAUAUCUGCAGAACGUGCAACAGUGAAUAUGAUUUGCUUCUUAAGGAAAGAACCAAACUAGAAAGUGUUUUGCAGGCAGCUACGGUGAGAAUAAAGAAACUGGAAGAAAACAUUGAAGCAGAGAGAGCAGCACAUUUGGAAUCCAAAUUCAAUUCAGAGAUCAUCCAGUUAAGAAUUCGAGACCUUGAAGGAGCUUUGCAGGUGGAAAAAGCCAGCCAGACAGAAGCUCUUUCAAAUUUAGAAAUGAUGAAGAAAGAGUUCAAAGAGGUAGAAAAUGCAUAUGAGAGAGAAAAACACAAUGCUCAAGAGAACUUGGAAAAACUCAAUGUAUUAGAAAAAGAGUGUUUCUCCAUGAACCAGCAAAUGAAUGAGAAGAUUGAGGAAAAGAAGAAGGUAAUUAAAAACCUCUCUGAGAGAUUAGGGAUUAAUGAAAAAACCUGCAGAGAGUUACAGGAUGAACUUGGAAUGGCCAAGAAACACCAGGUCUUUCUAACAGAGACGUAUGAAAACAACAUGAGAGAGCUGGAGUUACUCUUGGACAGCUUUGCUAUGUCAGGCCAGCGGACAGCAGGCACUUUUAAGGACAAAGAUAAACCUCUGAGUCUCUCUGUCCUUGAGACUUUGAGGUGUACCUUGACAGCUUACCAGAAUGAGCUGGAAGAUAUGUCUAAUGAGCUUGAGAAAAUGAAGGCUUUGUGUGAAAAGAUGACAAAAGAACUUGAGAUAUCCAAAGAGAAAACGUGUGCUUUAAGUCAAGACCUUAAGGAAGCUCAGGAUAACCUGGCUGUUGCCAAUAAAGAGUUAAAUCAUCUGCACACUAAGUGUGCAGACAGAGGGACUUUAAUAGGAACUUUAAAAAUGGAACUACAGAAUGUACGGGAGUGUUGGGAGAAGGAGAAAGUACGUGCCACAGAAUCUGAAAAUGAAAUCCAGAAGCUUACCAGGGCUUACCAGAAGGAUAUGGAGGAGAAGCUAACCUUCCUCCAUAGUUUAUACCAGCAUUUGGUAGCAGGCUGUGUGCUUAUAAAACAACCAGAAGGCAUCCUAGAUAGAUUCUCUUGGUCUGAGCUUUGUGCAGUCUUGCAGGAGAAUGUUGAUGCCCUGAUCUUAGACCUCAACAGGGCUAAUGAGAAGAUAUCCCACCUAGAAUAUGUUUGUAAGAACAAGUCCAAUUCUAUGAAGGAGCUUCAGCAGAGCCAGGAAGAUGCUUUUAGCAAAAUGGCUGAACAGAUGAAAGCACAGGAAAGCUGUUGGCAGGAACAGAAAAAGUAUCUGGAGCAGCAGUACUCUGGUCUCCUUGGGGAAGUUCAUGCAAGGGCACAGGAAUACCAAAAAACAGCAGAGAAAAACAAGGAAAAAAUUUAUGUCCUUGAAAAAAGAGAGGAGAAAUUGGCCCUUGAAAAUGUAUCUGUGAAAAAUAUGUUAAUGCAGGUUCAGAAGGAGCAUUCAUCUCUUCUGGCAGCCUGUGCACUAUUGGCAGGUGCCCUGUAUCCUCUCUAUGGCCGAUCAUGUGCAAUGUCUUCCCAAAGAGACCUUCUCCAGGAUCAGGUCAACAUUUAUGAACUAGCGAACCAAGAGAUUAGGACCCUAGUUCAUGCUCUCUCUGAUGUAGAGGAAAACAAUCAAGAUGAAGCAAAACUGAAAAAAGGAAAAUUCAAAGGCCUGAUUCAUGUGUUCCGAAGAGGUGUGAUCGCAGUUCUGGCAGCUAACAGACUUAAAGUUUUAGGCCAGUCAUCUAGUUCCCUCUUCUCCUGGGUAACUGGCUUCAAAGAAGGCAUUGGAAUUCUAGUUUGUAUAGGAGAAUCCAAAGGCAAGCAUAAUCUCUCAAGUCACAAAGAGGAGCAAAAUCACUGUGUUGAAGCACUCAGCUGGUUUACUAGUUCUAACCUCCUCACUGCAAUAAUGAGUUCUGUCACUGAAUUACAGGCUGUUGUUAACAGAACAGAUGUAAAACCCUGGCUUUCUGGACACUUACUUGUAAGUGCAGCUAGGAACUCCUUUUCAAAACUUAUGGACAAGCUUAAUGUAAUAAUGGAGACUGCUCCACGAGACAGCAGCAAGAACAUUAGUUGUCUGGAGAACGACUCCUUGGUACAGAGGCUGGCUCAUGGACUUCAUAAAAUAAAUACCCAGGCCCUGGAAGCUGGAUUGUGUGACAAACUACCUAUUAUGAAAAGCAUAGCAUCCUUGCAGAAGCAAAUAUUUGAAUUUAUACAAAGACUUCAUACAGCAGAGGUGGAACGUCGCUCACUGCGUCUAAAACUUGCAGAAUUCAAAUGGAAUUUCAGUGAGAUGAAAAAAGAAGUUGAUAAAGCCCAGAGCCUUCAAGAGCAAUUAAAUAUGUUUAAGAGAUCUAAAUUAAUCACCUGUGAGAGAUUUGAAAGUGCAUGUGAAGAAUUAAAUAAUGCAUUACAUCGGGAGCAUCAGGCACAAGUGCUUUUGAAUGAACAGGCGCAACAGCUACAAGUGUUAAAUAAUAAACUAGAAUUGCACUCCAGUGAAGAAGCAGAUAAAAACCAAGUCUUAAGUAAAACUGUAAAGAGACUCUCCGAGGCAAAGAUGGAGCUGAGAAGAAAAGAUCAAUCUCUGCAUCAGCUCAAUAGACUUCUUACCCAGCUGGAGCAGGACAAGCGUCGACUGAAGGAGAGCGUCCAUGAUGCAGAGAGUGCCCUCUGCAUGGCAGCGAAAGACAAAGAAUUGAUUAUUAGUCAUAUGAAAUCUGUGGAAGCCAUUCUUCAUAAGGUCAGAGAUCAGACCUUGCUGUCAUGGACUGCGGCAACCAGGAAUGACUUCACCCUGCAGCUACCCAAACUGCACCUAGAGACCUUUGCAGUGGAAGGGCUGAAGGGCAGGCCAGAGGUUGUAGCAUUUCAGGGCAAUCCUGCAAUCUUGGAUGAGGCCAUGAUUAAAACUUUUAUGGAUGUCUACCAACUUGCAAGUUCCAGAAUUGACAUGUUAGUGAGAGAAACAACAUCUCAUCAGCCUCAUGCUGAAGCCCUAAAAUCCAAGCUCCAAACAGCCUGUCUUCAUGAAACUGAGAGCUUACAAUUGGAUAAAGGAGAAGGCUUUGGAGUCUCUUUUUUUUGUUGUUUUUCUCCUCUCCUUCCUCCUUUCUUUUAUUUUAUUCAUGUGAAGCAAAGGACCAUAGAGAAAAUGAGGAUUCUUCGUCUGUCUUUUUGAAACAGAACAUCUGUAAUAAGAGAGGCAUCACUAAUGCAAAUGCCAUAAACACAUCGGUAAAUGUAUAUUUGAAGGCUGUGUCUGUGUCUUUGGAUGUUUCCAACAGAAUUACAUUAAUUUCUUAUCCUGCUUCUAACUUGUAUCAGCACAAUGGGAAAUGAGUGCA
Molecule: messenger RNA, 4116 nt
Organism: Tyto alba (common barn owl)
Lineage: Eukaryota; Metazoa; Chordata; Aves; Strigiformes; Tytonidae
Gene: CCDC171
Product: coiled-coil domain containing 171
Exons: 26
Coding region: 303-3950 (1215 amino acids)
Source: RefSeq, a predicted model, not a curated record